GGAACGGAGCGCUCGUGCAUCAGUGUGUAAAAAGAUGUAAAGAUGGCGGAGCUACAGAUGCUCUUGGAUGAAGAAAUUCCUGCAGGACGAAGAGCUUUGCUGGACAGUUUCACUAAUCUUGAAAGAGUCGCUGAAUACUGCGAAAGUAACUAUGUUCAGUCCCCUGACAAGCACAGAGCACUAGAGGAAACCAAAAACUACACUACCCAAUCACUCGCCAGCGUCGCCUACCUGAUCAACACACUAGCCAACAAUGUCCUGCAGAUGCUGGACAUCCAGGCAUCCCAGCUGCGCCGCAUGGAGUCCUCCAUCAACCACAUCUCCCAAACGGUGGACAUACACAAGGAGAAAGUGGCAAGACGGGAGAUUGGCAUCCUGACAACCAAUAAGAACACUUCCCGCACCCACAAAAUCAUUGCGCCGGCCAAUCCCGAGAGACCAGUGCGAUACAUUCGAAAACCGAUUGAUUACAACGUGCUGGAUGACAUUGGGCACGGAGUAAAGUGGUUGCUUAGGUUCAAGGUCAACACCCAGAACAUGAAGAUGGGCGGUCUCCCCCGAACAACCCCACCCACACAGAAGCCUCCAAGCCCCCCCAUGCCCGGAAAGGGAACCAUAGGGAGGCACUCCCCCUAUAGGACAUUGGAGCCAGUGCGCCCUCCUGUAGUUCCUAAUGACUAUGUCCCCAGCCCCACGCGCAACAUGACCCCUGUGCAGCAAAGCCCUGUGCGCACAGCGUCAGUUAACCAGAGGAACCGCACGUACAGCGGCAGCAGUGGUGGCAGCCAUCCCAGCAGCCGGAGCAGCAGUCGAGAAAACAGCGGCAGUGGCAGCGUGGGUGUGCCCAUCGCCGUACCGACGCCCUCCCCUCCUAGUGCGUUUCCAGCAUCAGUGGCUAGUGCCACUAGCAGCCCUUCUGCCCCACCCAAUUCUGCCCAGCCUUUCUUCACCUGCACUGAUUCUGCUCCAACCCACUCUUUAACCAACCCUGCUGUGGCCCCUGAGCCCUCCCCCACUCCCCCUACCACCACCGAGGCCGCUCUGGCCCAAGCCGACCCCGCUCCCCCCUCUGAACCCACUGCUCCACCCGCAACUGCUACCAGCACCCCUGUGCCAGGUAUUGCCACCCAGUUCUACAGUAUGAACAGGCCUACAUCCAGACAGAUCAUCCCCACCGUCGGGGGGUCUCUGCCGUACAGGCGGCCCCCCUCAGUCACUGGGCUACCUGCCACACCCGCGAGCCAACAGAACGGAGGACCCUUCUACAGCCAGGGACAGGCCUCGCCAGUGCUCCCUCCCCCCUCCAUACUGCAGAUCACCCCCCAGCUUCCUCUGACGGGCUUCGUGGCUCGCGUUCAGGAGACCAUUUCAGAUACUCCUCCCCCUCCUCCCCCUACAGAGGAGAGUGUGUUUGAGGAGGCGCAGCCCCCUGCUCCAUCUUCAGAAGACUAUGAAGAGGAGGAGUCUUCUGUAGUAGAGUACAGUGACCCGUACGCAGAAGAGGAUCCCCCAUGGGCCCCACGGGCUUACCUGGAGAAAGUGGUCGCGAUCUACGACUACACCCAAGACAAAGAGGACGAGCUGACAUUCCAGGAAGGAGCCAUCAUCUACGUCAUCAAGAAAAACGAUGACGGCUGGUACGAGGGGGUGAUGAGCGGCACCACGGGCCUCUUCCCCGGUAACUACGUGGAGUCCAUCAUGCACUAUGCCGAGUGAAGCUUGGGAGCAUGGGUCUGCACACACAGCUGAACAGCAGGCCGUUAGGUUCCGAGACAAGCCAUCGGGAUCUGUGAGCAGAGGGGGAGGAGGCAAGCGUCAGCGGGUGAUAAAUUUAACUACGACACUUUAUGGACUGUGACUGCCUUUCACGAUAAGACUGAUGAGGGGGGGAAAAUACACUACUAGAGUACAAUAAAGUAUAUUAAUAACAGUAAAUACCAAUAAUUUUACAGUUUGUUAGAUGAAGGAUUCAGAGCACAACCACUAUUUUCUUGUGUUUGAAUAAGAAAACGAGAUAUGAAGUAGUUUUGUGGGCUAAGUGUGAUGUUCCAUAUAUUGAAGUUGAGGUGACCAGAAUAACUCCCUCUUUAUUUUUGACAAAUCGUAUUUUUGCCUUUGAUCGUCCUCAGCACAGCUGAGGCCUUGGCACUCGUACUGGGGUUGGCCAGUACCUCAGUAACAGAAAAAGACCUGUAGGUUUCUACAGAAAGCAGCUAACAAAGGAAAAACACUACACAAGACGAUGCAAGUACAUGUCUAUAGUAGAAUGCAAUGAAUGGAAGAUGGAGUGGAAUAUUUCUUCAUACAUAUAUAUAUAUAUAAACAUUUUUUAAUUUGAUGCAUAGUUGUGGAUGUCCUUUAAAGUGUGUGUACUGAUGGUUUUGUCCUUGAUUCUGUGAUUUUGCCUUAAGAUGUAUUAUCUGUGUAUUCAGGCCCAGAUUUCAGGCUUAAAUCCAACAUGGGUAUUGAAAGCAGGUUGGUCAUUUGAGGGGCAGGGGCAAUAUUGCCUCAGCUGAAUAGCUUUUGUACAGCAGAGUAGUAUUCCUGCAUAAUCACCACAACACUAUGUACAGAGGUUUGAAAAGAAAAUCAGUUAAACAUUUUUGGUAACAAUCUUAACGGGCUACAACUGGUCAAAACGGAAAAAGCUAAUUAUUAUUAAGCCCAACUGAUGUAUUAUGUUUAGCGUCUAUGACGUUCCUCCCCAGGACUGGCACACGGAUGUUACCCUCAGACGCUUCUUGAACUUCAUUCCUGAAUAUAUUUCUAUAGACAUGGUGUAUUUGCUGCUUACAUAUGCCAGUAUAACCCAUCUCUUAUAACAAUAAGGUAAGAAGUUGGUCAACCUCAAAACAUGCAGUACUACAGUGUCAGUAAACAUCAACUUUUCUUUGUCUUUGUUUUUCUUUUUUUAUUCUAUAUUGUGUAGUGAUGCUAACCAAAUGGCCAAGUUGAUUUUUGAUAUGUUGUGUAGUGCUACAUACAUUGCAUGCUCAAUAAAAACAGAACUUCAUAUUUUAAUUCAA
Molecule: messenger RNA, 3026 nt
Organism: Electrophorus electricus (electric eel)
Lineage: Eukaryota; Metazoa; Chordata; Actinopteri; Gymnotiformes; Gymnotidae
Gene: abi2a
Product: abl-interactor 2a
Biological process (GO): neuron migration
Cellular component (GO): lamellipodium; actin-based cell projection; SCAR complex
Molecular function (GO): signaling adaptor activity; SH3 domain binding
Source: RefSeq, a predicted model, not a curated record